CCGGAGCCACCAUGGGGCUGCCACUAGCUCGCCUGGUGGUGUGCCUAGUCCUGGCCUUAGCCAAGGGCUCGGAGCUCCAGAAAGAAGCCAGAACCCGAAACCAUGUCUGCAGCACCUGGGGCGACUUCCACUACAAAACCUUUGACGGCGAUGUCUUCCGAUUCCCUGGCCUCUGUGAUUACAACUUUGCUUCUGACUGCCGAGACUCCUACAAGGAAUUUGCUGUACACAUUAAGAGGGGCUUGGGCGAGGCCGGGGGUCACUCCCGGAUAGAGUCCAUCCUGAUCACCAUUAAGGAUGAUGUCAUCUACCUCACCCACAAGCUGGCAGUGGUGAACGGGGCCAUGGUCAGCACCCCGCACUACAGCUCUGGGCUACUCAUUGAGAAGAAUGACGCCUACACCAAGGUCUACUCCCGUGCUGGCCUCUCCCUCAUGUGGAACCGGGAAGAUGCACUCAUGCUAGAGCUGGACAGCCGGUUCCAGAACCACACUUGUGGCCUCUGUGGAGACUUCAAUGGCAUGCAGACCUAUAAUGAGUUCCUCUCUGAAGGCAUAUCCUACAGCGCCAUUGACUUUGGGAACAUGCAGAAGAUCAACAAGCCUGAGGUUGAAUGUCAGGACCCCGAGGCAGUGCCAGAGCCCGAGUCCUGCUCUGAACACCGAGCCGAAUGUGAGAGGCUGCUGACCUCCGAAGCCUUCGAGGACUGCCAGGCCCGGGUGCCUGUGGAGCUGUAUGUGCGCGCCUGCAUGCAGGACCGCUGCCGGUGCGCGCAGGGCGGCGCCUGCGAGUGCAGCACCCUCGCUGAGUUCUCCCGCCAGUGCUCCCACGCAGGCGGCCGACCUGAGAACUGGAGGACCGCCUCGCUCUGCCCCAAGAAAUGCCCUGGUAACAUGGUGUACCUGGAGAGCAGCUCGCCCUGUGUCGACACCUGCUCGCAUCUGGAGGUCAGUAGCUUGUGUGAAGAACACUACAUGGAUGGCUGUUUCUGCCCAGAAGGCACGGUGUAUGAUGACAUCACGGGCAGCGGCUGCAUCUCCGUGAGCCAGUGCCAUUGCAAGCUGCACGGACACCUCUAUAGACCAGGCCAGGAGAUCACCAAUGACUGUGAGCAGUGUGUCUGCAAAGCUGGUCGCUGGGAUUGUAAAGACCUGCCUUGCCCGGAGACCUGUGCCCUGGAAGGUGGCUCCCACAUCACCACCUUUGAUGGGAAAAAGUUUACCUUUCAUGGGGACUGCUACUAUGUCCUGACCAAGGGCGACCAUAAUGAGUCCUUUGCUCUCCUGGGUGAGCUGGCUCCCUGUGGCUCUACAGACAAGCAGACCUGCCUGAAGACCGUGGUACUGUUGACUGACAACAAGAAGAAUGUGGUGGCCUUCAAAUCAGGUGGCAGCGUCUUGCUCAAUGAGCUGGAGGUGACCCUGCCCCACGUGGCAGCGAGCUUCUCCAUCUUCCAACCCUCCUCCUACCACAUCGUGGUGAACACGGUGUUUGGGCUGCGGCUGCAGGUCCAGUUGGUUCCAGUCAUGCAACUUUUUGUGACUCUGGACCAGGCUGCCCAGGGACAGGUGCAGGGUCUCUGUGGGAACUUCAAUGGCCUGGAAAGUGACGACUUCAUGACAUCCGGCGGGCUGGUGGAGGCCACGGGUUCUGGCUUCGCCAAUACCUGGAAGGCCCAGUCAAGCUGCCAUGACAAGCUGGACUGGCUAGAUGACCCCUGUUCCCUCAACAUUGAGAGCGCCAAUUACGCUGAGCACUGGUGUUCCCUUCUGAAGAGGUCGGAGACCCCGUUUGCCAGGUGCCAUCUGGCUGUGGAUCCCACUGACUACUACAAGAGGUGCAAAUAUGACACGUGCAACUGUCAGAACAACGAGGACUGCAUGUGCGCCGCCCUCUCCUCCUAUGCCCGCGCCUGCGCGGCCAAGGGUGUCAUGCUGUGGGGCUGGCGGGAGCGUGUCUGCAACAAAGAUGUGCAUGCUUGCCCCGGCUCGCAGAUCUUCCUGUACAACCUGACCACUUGCCAGCAGACCUGCCGCUCACUCUCGGAGGGUGACAGCCACUGCCUCAAGGGAUUUGCACCGGUGGAAGGCUGUGGCUGCCCUGACCAUACCUUCAUGGACGAGAAGGGCCGCUGCGUGCCGUUGGCUAAGUGCUCCUGCUACCACCACGGUCUGUACCUGGAGGCAGGAGAUGUGAUUCUGAGGCAGGAGGAGCGCUGCGUCUGCCGGAACGGGAGGCUGCAAUGCACCCAGGUCAAACUGAUCGGCCACAGCUGUGUGUCCCCCAAAAUCCUUGUGGAUUGCAACAACUUGACCGCUCUGGCCACCCGGAAACCCCGCCCCACUAGCUGCCAGACAUUGGUGGCUGGCUAUUACAACACAGAGUGUAUCAGUGGCUGCGUGUGUCCCGAUGGGUUGCUGGAUGAUGGCCGUGGUAAAUGUGUGGAGGAGAAGGACUGUCCUUGCAUCCACAACAAAGACCUAUAUAAUCCUGGGGCGACGAUCAGUCUGGACUGUAACAACACCUGUACCUGUCAGAAGGGGCGCUGGGAGUGCACCCGCUAUGCGUGCCACAGCACCUGCUCCAUCUAUGGGAGCGGCCACUAUAUCACCUUCGACGGGAAGCACUACGACUUUGAUGGACACUGCUCCUAUGUGGCUGUCCAGGACUACUGCGGCCAGAACUCUACCGGCUCCUUCAGCAUUAUCACCGAGAAUGUCCCCUGUGGCACCACUGGCGUCACCUGCUCCAAGGCCAUAAAGAUCUUUAUAGGGGGGACAGAGCUGAAGUUGGUGGAUAAACACCGCGUGGUGAAGCAGUUGGAAGAGGGGCAUCACGUGCCCUAUAUCACACGGGAAGUGGGCCAGUACCUGGUGGUGGAGGCCAGCUCUGGUAUCAUCGUUAUCUGGGACAAGAAGACCACCAUCUUCAUCAAACUGGCUCCCUCUUACAAGGGCAUGGUAUGUGGUCUGUGCGGGAACUUUGAUUACCAGACCAAAAACGACUUCACCACUCGGGACCACAUGGUGGUGACCAGCGAGCUGGACUUUGGGAAUAGCUGGAAGGAGGCUUCCACUUGCCCAGAUGUGAGCCACACCCCAGACCCCUGCAGCCUGAACCCGCACCGUCGCUCCUGGGCAGAGAAGCAGUGCAGCAUCAUCAAGAGUCGUGUGUUCAAAGCGUGCCACAGCAAGGUGGACCCCACGGUCUUCUAUGAGGCCUGUGUGCAUGACUCCUGCUCCUGUGACACGGGUGGUGACUGCGAGUGUUUCUGCUCCGCCGUGGCCUCCUACGCUCAGGAGUGCACCAAGGCAGAGGCCUGUGUGUACUGGAGGACGCCGGACCUAUGCCCCAUAUUCUGUGAUUACUACAACCCCCCAGACGAGUGCGAAUGGCACUACGAACCAUGUGGGAACCGCAGCUUCGAGACGUGCAGGACCCUCAACGGCAUCCACUCCAACAUCUCUGUGUCCUACCUGGAGGGUUGCUACCCUCGGUGCCCUGAGGACAGGCCCAUCUACGAUGAGGACCAGAAGAAAUGCGUCUCUGGAGACCAGUGUGGCUGCUAUAUUGAGGACACUCGCUACCUACCUGGAGAUCCUGUUCCCACUGAGGAGAUCUGCAUGUCUUGUACAUGCACCAACACCUCAGACAUCAUCUGCAGUCCAGAUGAAGGGAAGAUUGUUAACGAGACCCAGGAUGGUAUUUUCUGCUACCGGGAGAUCUGCACCUCCAAUGGGACAGUGGAGCAGCACUUCGAUAUUUGUGGUUCCUCCACACCACCCCCAUCUACUAUGACAAGCUUCACCACAAUCUCCACCCCCAUCUCCACCACCCCCAUCUCCACCACCCCCAUCUCCACCACCCCCAUCUCCACCACCCCCAUCUCCACCACCCCCAUGCCAUGCUGCUUCUGGUCUGACUGGAUUAACGACAACCAUCCUACCAGUGUAAAUGGUGGUGAUCGAGAGAACUUUACCCAUGUCUGCAGCGUUCCUGAGGACAUUGAGUGCAGAUCAGCCACAGAGCCCAAAGAAAGCUGGGAGGAACUGGGCCAGAAGGUACACUGUAGUGUCUCAGAUGGGCUCAUUUGCAAAAGUGAAGAGCAGUAUGGAAGUGGACAAUGGGAACUUUGUUAUGACUAUGAGAUACGAGUCAAAUGUUGCUAUCCAAUGGAAUACUGUCCUACUUCAACCAUCACACCUACGACUUCACUGACAACCUCAUCCACCACUCCACCUACCUCUUCACCAACCACCUUACCUACAACAUCGCCACUGACUCCAUCUGCUACUUUACCAACCACCUCACCGACGACCACACCCACCAUCUCGUCUACCGCUACGCCGAUGACUUCAUUUACGACUUCACAGACAUCUUCACCAGCCCCCCCUCCUAAGAGCUCACCAACCACACCUGCUACCACCUCACCAACCCCUUCACCAGGAACCUCAACUGCCACAACACCAAGCACCUCACCUACCACCUCAUCACCGGUGACUACCCCCUUCACCACAACAGUUUCCACUCCUUGCAUUGAAGAAUGCAAGUGGAUGGGCUGGAAGGAUUCUGGAAAACCCUCCUACGGUAAGGAUAGUGGAGAUUUUGAACCGGUUGAGGGCAGCUGUGAACCAGGCUGGGCGGUAAACAACGUCUCCUGCAGAGCCGUGCUGUAUUCCAACGUUCCGCUUCAGCAGCUUGGACAGAAAGUGACUUGCAACGAAGAGGUAGGGCUAGUGUGCAAAAACUCCGAACAGCCGAAGGAAGGGUUCAUGCCCACGGGCAUGUGCUUCAACUACGAGAUCAAUGUCGAGUGCUGUAUAUGUGGGCCCACCACCACUACAAAGACCACCACUCCAACAACCACUCCAGAGACCACCCCUCCUACACCUACCACCACACAGACACCAACCCCAACAGUAACCACCACUACAGUGACUACAACACCAACACCAACACCAACCACCACAGGGACUCCCAUUAUAACAGCAACUACCACACAGACACCAACCCCAACUCCAACAGAGACCACGCCUCCUACGUCUACCACCACACAGACACCAACCCCAACUGCAACCACCACUACAGUGACUCCAACACCAACACCAACAGAGACCACCACUACAGUGACUCCAACACCAACACCAACACCAACACCAACAGAGACCACCACUACAGUGACUCCAACACCAACACCAACACCAACAGAGACCACCACUACAGUGACACCAACACCAACACCAACAGAGACGACCACUACAGUGACUCCAACACCAACACCAACACCAACAGAGACCACCACUACAGUGACUCCAACACCAACACCAACACCAACACCAACAGAGACCACCACUACAGUGACUCCAACACCAACACCAACAGAGACGACCACUACAGUGACUCCAACACCAACACCAACAGAGACGACCACUACAGUGACUCCAACACCAACACCAACACCAACAGAGACCACCACUACAGUGACUCCAACACCAACACCAACACCAACACCAACACCAACAGAGACCACCACUACAGUGACUCCAACACCAACACCAACACCAACAGGGACCACCACUACAGUCACUACAACACCAACACCAACACCAACAGAGACCACCACUACAGUCACUACAACACCAAAACCAAUACAAACAGAGACCACCACUACAGAGACUCCAACACCAACACCAACACCAACAGGGACCACCACUACAGUGACUCCAACACCAACACCUACAGGGACCACCAUUACAGUGACUCCAACACCAACACCAACACCAACACCAACACCAACAGGGACCACCAUUACAGUGACUCCAACACCAACAGAGACCACCACUACAGUGACUCCAACACCAACACCAACACCAACACCAACAGAGACCACCACUACAGUGACUCCAACACCAACACCAACACCAACACCAACACCAACAGGGACCACCAUUACAGUGACUCCAACACCAACACCAACAGAGACCACCACUACAAUGACUCCAACACCAACACCAACAGAGACCACCACUACAGUGACUCCAACACCAACACCAACACCAACACCUACAGAGACCACCACUACAGUGACUCCAACACCAACACCAACAGAGACCACCACUACAGUGACUCCAACACCAACACCAACACCAACACCAACACCAACAGGGACCACCACUACAGUGACUCCAACACCAACACCAGCACCAACAGCAACAGGGACCACCAUUACAGUGACUCCAAUACCAACACCAACACCAACAGAGACCACCACUACAGUGACUCCAACACCAACACCAACACCAACAGAGACCACCACUACAGUGACUCCAACACCAACACCAACACCAACACCAACAGGGACCACCAUUACAGUGACUCCAACACCAACACCAACACCAACACCUACAGAGACCACCACUACAGUGACUCCAACACCAACACCAACACCAACACCAACAGGGACCACCAUUACAGUGACUCCAACACCAACACCAACACCUACAGAGACCACCACUACAGUGACUCCAACACCAACACCAACACCAACACCAACAGGGACCACCAUUACAGUGACUCCAACACCAACACCAACACCAACAAAGACCACCACUACAGUGACUCCAACACCAACACCAACACCAACACCAACACCAACAGAGACCACCACUACAGUGACUCCAACACCAACACCAACAGGAACCACCAUUACAGUGACUCCAACACCAACACCAACACCUACAGAGACCACCACUACAGUGACUCCAACACCAACACCAACACCAACACCAACACCAACAGAGACCACCACUACAGUGACUCCAACACCAACACCAACAGGAACCACCAUUACAGUGACUCCAACACCAACACCAACACCUACAGAGACCACCACUACAGUGACUCCAACACCAACACCAACACCAACACCAACAGAGACCACCACUACAGUGACUCCAACACCAACACCAACAGGAACCACCAUUACAGUGACUCCAACACCAACACCAACACCUACAGAGACCACCACUACAGUGACUCCAACACCAACACCAACACCAACACCUACAGAGACCACCACUACAGUGACUCCAACACCAACACCAACACCAACAGGGACCACCAUUACAGUGACUCCAACACCAACACCAACAUCAACACCAACAGAGACCACCACUACAGUGACUCCAACACCAACACCAACACCAACACCAACAGAGACCACCACUACAGUGACUCCAACACCAACACCAACACCAACAAAGACCACCACUACAGUGACUCCAACACCAACACCAACACCAACACCAACACCAACAGGGACCACCAUUACAGUGACUCCAACACCAACACCAACACCAACAAAGACCACCACUACAGUGACUCCAACACCAACACCAACACCAACACCAACAGAGACCACCACUACAGUGACUCCAACACCAACACCAACACCAACAGAGACCACCACUACAGUGACUCCAACACCAACACCAACACCAACACCAACAGAGACCACCACUACAGUGACUCCAACACCAACACCAACACCAACACCAACAGGAACCACCAUUACAGUGACACCAACACCAACAGAGACCACCACUACAGUGACUCCAACACCAACACCAACAGAGACCACCACUACAGUGACUCCAACACCAACACCAACACCAACACCAACAGGGACCACCAUUACAGUCACUCCAACACCAACACCAACACCAACACCUACAGAGACCACCACUACAGUGACUCCAACACCAACACCAACACCAACAGAGACCACCACUACAGUGACUCCAACACCAACACCAAAACCAAUAGGAACCACCAUUACAGUGACUCCAACACCAACACCUACAGAGACCACCACUACAGUGACACCAACACCAACACCAACACCAACACCAACACCAACACCAACAGAGACCACCACUACAGUGACUCCAACACCAACACCAACACCAACAAAGACCACCACUACAGUGACUCCAACACCAACACCAACACCAACACCUACAGGGACCACCACUACAGUGACUCCAACACCAACACCAACACCUACAGAGACCACCACUACAGUGACUCCAACACCAACACUAACACCAACAGGGACCACCAUUACAGUGACUCCAACACCAACACCAACACCAACAAAGACCACCACUACAGUGACUCCAACACCAACACCAACACCAACACCAACAGAGACCACCACUAUAGUGACUCCAACACCAACACCAACACCAACACCAACACCAACACCAACAGAGACCACCACUUCAGUGACUCCAACACCAACACCAACACCAACACCAACACCAACACCAACAGAGACCACCACUACAGUGACUCCAACACCAACACCAACACCAACAGAGACCACCACUACAGUGACUCCAACACCAACACCAACACCAACACCAACAGAGACCACCACUACAGUGACUCCAACACCAACACCAACACCAACACCAACACCAACACCAACAGAGACCACCACUACAGUGACUCCAACACCAACACCAACACCAACAGAGACCACCACUACAGUGACUCCAACACCAACACCAACACCAACACCAACAGAGACCACCACUACAGUGACUCCAACACCAACACCAACACCAACACCAACACCAACAGGAACCACCAUUACAGUGACUCCAACACCAACACCAACAGAGACCACCACUACAGUGACUCCAACACCAACACCAACACCAACAAAGACCACCACUACAGUGACUCCAACACCAACACCAACAAAGACCACCACUACAGUGACUCCAACACCAACACCAACAUCAACACCUACAGAGACCACCACUACAGUGACUCCAACACCAACACCAACACCAACACCAACACCAACACCAACACCUACAGGGACCACCACUACAGUGACUCCAACACCAACACCAACACCAACACCAACAGAGACCACCACUACAGUGACCACAACACCAACACCAACACCUACAGAGACCACCACUACAGUGACUCCAACACCAACACCAACACCUACAGAGACCACCACUACAGUGACUCCAACACCAACACCAACACCAACACCAACACCAACAGAGACCACCACUACAGUGACUCCAACACCAACACCAACACCUACAGAGACCACCACUACAGUGACUCCAACACCAACACCAACACCAACACCAACACCUACAGAGACCACCACUACAGUGACUCCAACACCAACACCAACACCAACACCAACACCUACAGAGACCACCACUACAGUGACUCCAACACCAACACCAACACCUACAGAGACCACCACUACAGUGACUCCAACACCAACACCAACACCAACACCAACAGAGACCACCACUACAGUGACUCCAACACCAACACCAACACCUACAGAGACCACCACUACAGUGACUCCAACACCAACACCAACAGAGACCACCAUUACAGUGACUCCAACACCAACACCAACACCAACAGAGACCACCACUACAGUGACUCCAACACCAACACCAACACCUACAGAGACCACCACUACAGUGACUCCAACACCAACACCAACACCAACACCAACACCAACAGAGACCACCACUACAGUGACUCCAACACCAACACCAACACCUACAGAGACCACCACUACAGUGACUCCAACACCAACACCAACACCAACACUAACAGAGACCACCACUACAGUGACUCCAACACCAACACCAACAGAGACCACCACUACAGUGACUCCAACACCAACACCAACACCAACACCUACAGAGACCACCACUACAGUGACUCCAACACCAACACCAACACCAACACCUACAGAGACCACCACUACAGUGACUCCAACACCAACACCAACAGAGACCACCAUUACAGUGACUCCAACACCAACACCAACACCAACACCUACAGAGACCACCACUACAAUGACUCCAACACCAACACCAACACCAACAGGGACCACCAUUACAGUGACUCCAACACCAACACCAACACCUACAGGGACCACCACUACAGUGACUCCAACACCAACACCAACACCAACACCAACACCAACAGAGACCACCACUACAGUGACUCCAACACCAACAGAGACCACUCCUCCUACGUCUACCACCACACAAACACCAACCCCAACUGCAACCACCAUUACAGUCACUACAACACCAACACCAACACCAACAUCAACAGAGACCACCCCUCCUACACCUACCACCACACAGACCACAACCCCAAUACCAACAGAGACCACCACUACAGUGACUCCAACACCAACACCAACCACCACAGGGACCCCCAUUUCAACAUCUACUACCACACAGACCACAACCCCAACACCCACACCAGUGACCUCCACCCCUACCCCCACACAGACACCCACCCCAACUCGUACCACCACAACCAAACCUCCCACUGAGUCCCCAACGCCUGUGAUCUCUCAGUCAACUUCUUCCCCACCCACGGAGUCCAUCACUCUUCCAAGCACUCCUGUGACUACCAUAACAACACCUAGCACAGAAUCAUCACCUGGAACAACAUCACCAUUCAUCACUUCGUCAGUGGGCAGCACUCCGUCACCAUCUCCAGGUUCAACACCAGGACCUACCGCACCUCCUACAGAGACCACGACGGGGCCAACCUCACCCACCACAGGACCACCCUCCACGACCACCCCUACAGUUCCUACUGUGACAACGACCACCCCGGAAACCACCACACCAACUACUUUGGAGACCACCAAGACCUCGUCUUGGAGCACAGUCCUCUCAGUCUCCCCAAUCACCUCUCCCAGCACCACCUGGACCAGCAUUGCAACCUCGACUACCUGCUGCGUUGUGGAUGACAUAUUUUAUGGCCCAGGUGAAAUGAUCUACAACGGUACCCAUGGGGACAGGUGUUAUUAUGUGAACUGCUCUGAGGACUGCCAACUCCAGAUCUUCAACUGGUCCUGUCCAUCCACUCCCCCAACUACUACACCCUUAACGCCAGUGUCCUCUCCGACGACCGCACCCUCCACACCAUCCACCACACCUUCAACGUCCACUCCCUCCACGCCCAAAUCUACAACGCCAACCCCCAGCACACCAACCAAAACUACCUCCGGUGGAUGCCUCGACUUUGAUCCUCCCAGACAGGUGAAUGAGACCUGGUGGCUGUGUAACUGUACCAUGGCCAUUUGCAAGUAUGACAACGUAGUGGAGAUUGUGGAGCUGGAGUGCGACCCCCCGCCCAUGCCUACCUGUUCCAGCGGCCUCAAGCCCGUGCGUGUCGUGGACCCUGAUGGCUGCUGCUGGCACUGGGAGUGUGACUGCUACUGCACCGGCUGGGGGGAUCCACACUUUGUCACCUUCGACGGGCUCUACUACAGUUACCAGGGUAACUGCACCUACGUGCUAGUGGAGGAGAUCAACCCCACGGUGGACAACUUUGGUGUCUACAUUGACAACUACCACUGUGACGUCAACGACAAGGUGUCCUGCCCCCGCACGAUUAUCGUGCGCCACGAGACCCAGGAAGUGCAGAUCAAGACGGUGAACUUGAUGCCCAUUGAGGUGCAGGUGCUGGUGAACAAGCAGGUAGUGGCUUUGCCCUACAAGAAGUACGGGCUGCAGGUGUACGAAUCUGGCAUCAACUUUGUGGUGGACAUCCCCAGGCUGAAGGCCCAGAUCUCCUACAAUGGCAUGUAUUUCUCCAUCCGGCUGCCCUACGAACUGUUUGGCAACAACACAAAGGGCCAGUGCGGAACCUGCACCAACAAUACUGCCGAUGACUGCAUCCUCCCCAGUGGAGAGAUCGUCUCCGACUGUGAGGUUGCUGCUGACCAGUGGCUGGUGAACGACCCCUCCAAGCCACACUGUCCUCACAGCGGCUUCACCACCAAGCGCCCGGCCAUCACGCCAGGGCUUUUGCCGAAUAACUGUACUCAGUCUCCUGUGUGCGAGCUCAUCAAGGACAGCCUCUUUUCCCAGUGUCACCCCUUCGUGCCUCCUAAGUACUACUAUGAAGCUUGCCUGUUUGAUAGCUGCUUUGUGCCUGGCUCCGGUAUGGAGUGUGCCAGCGUACAGGCCUACGCGGCCCUCUGUGCCAAGGAAGGUGCCUGCAUUGACUGGCGGAGCCAUGCCCAGGGGGCCUGCCCUGUGAAGUGUCCAUCUCACAGGGAGUACAAGGCCUGUGGCCCCGCAGAAGAACCCACCUGCCAGUCCAGUGCCUUUGAGAAUUCCACGCUCUUGGUGGAAGGCUGCUUCUGCCGCGAAGGCACCAUAAAAUUUGCUCCCGGCCGUGACGUCUGUGUGGAGACAUGUGGAUGUGUGGGACCCGACAAUGUGCCCAGAAAGUUUGGAGAGCACUUUGAGUUCAACUGCCAGGACUGUGAUUGCCGGGAGGGUGGAAGCGGCAUUGUCUGCCAGCCAAAGAAAUGUCCUGGAGAGGACCAGCAGACAUGUGAGGAGGAUGGCACCUACCUUGUUGUGGAGGUCAACCCAGAAGACACAUGCUGCAACAUCACCUCAUGCAAGUGUGACACCAAACGAUGCAAAAUGGAACGCCCCUCAUGUUUGCUGGGAUUCGAAGUGAAGAUCGAGCAUGUGCCUGGAAAAUGCUGUCCAGUUUACUCCUGUGUGCCCAAGGGCGUGUGUGUGCACCAGAACGCUGAAUACCAGCCCGGAUCUCCAGUGUAUUCCAACAAGUGCCAGGACUGCAUGUGCACCAACAUCAUGGACAACAGCACCCAGCUCAACGUCAUCUCCUGUACCCAUGUGCCCUGUAACAUCUCCUGCAGUUCCGGCUUUGAACUUGUGGAGGUCCCUGGGGAGUGCUGCAAGAAGUGCCAGCAGACCCACUGCAUCAUUGAGAGGCCCAACCAGCAGUACCUCAUUCUGAAGCCUGGGGACAUACAGAGAAACCCCAACGAUAGGUGCACCUUCUUCAGCUGCAUGAAAUUCAACAAACAGCUCAUCUCCUCUGUCUCCAACAUCACCUGCCCUGACUUCAACCCCAGUGACUGUGUUCCGGACUCCAUCACUUACAUGCCCAAUGGCUGCUGUAAGACAUGCAUCCCUCGAAACCAGACCAGAGUCCCUUGCUCUGCCAUCCCCGUCAUGAAGGAGAUUUCCUACAAUGGCUGCACGAAGAACGUCUCCAUGAACUACUGUUCUGGGUCCUGUGGGACUUUUGCCAUGUACUCUUCCCAGGUCCAGGAGCUGGAUCACAAGUGUUCUUGCUGCAAGGAGGAGAGGACCAGUGUACGUGAGGUGACCCUGGAAUGCCCAGAUGGCACUGAGCAGAGCCACACCUACACACACAUCGAGAGCUGUCUGUGCCAGGACACCGUCUGUGGGCUCCCACAGGCCCAGCAAGGCCGCGUCAGGCGUUCUAGUUCCUGGCUUCUGGGAAGGAAGUGAACGGGUUCUACCGUGCACAACCCUUCCCAUCUUGCACCAUCCUGCUAACCCUCUGAGCUUCCUCCGCUUCUAGCUUGUCUCCUUCUCUGUAGGUAUUUAUUUUCAGAGUUUCUAUUUUAUCCUUUGCUUUCUGAUAAUAAACCCAGGCAUAGCCAUGCACACCA
Messenger RNA from Meriones unguiculatus (Mongolian gerbil), 13552 nucleotides. It is a transcript of the gene Muc2, whose product is annotated as mucin 2, oligomeric mucus/gel-forming. NCBI's taxonomy places the organism in Eukaryota, Metazoa, Chordata, Mammalia, Rodentia, Muridae. The transcript is spliced from 48 exons. The coding region runs from base 12 to 13388 and encodes 4458 amino acids. The record is from RefSeq and is a predicted model, not a curated record. Gene Ontology annotation, cellular component: extracellular matrix. Gene Ontology annotation, molecular function: protein binding.